UCAGAACGUCGAAAGUGUCGAUGUCGUCAUUGUUCUGAAAGUCGAAAAAAGCACUUUGGCUUGACUGAACACGAAAAAUAGUUCUAGUUUUUGCUUGAUUUGGUACAAAUUUCCGUCUAUUUGCUAGUGAAUUCAGUGUUCCUAUAACAAGUGCCUCCAGUGAAAGCUACUUCCGAUGGAAAUAGUAUAGUGUAGUGCCGGGCAAAUUUUGUUUCCAGGCGUAGUGUUUCCUUCUUUUUCUGUUCUUAUCUUUUCAAGUAUCCUUGACUCAGCCAUGCCCAUGAUGGUGGCGGGAGAUAAAGAAUCGAAAAGCCACCAUCCAAAUAGCUCGGCCAAUGAUGUUGAAAACACAGCACCUGAGCCCCCUCCUCCUGGAACCGAGGACGUUGUCCCCUUGUCAGGGUGUAUCGGAAAUAGCGCCAAUAAUGAACCGAAUGCGGAAUCACCGCCUGCGGGAACGGAGAGCGCAGUUCCCGCCCAGCUGUCGGCAAACACCCUGGCCACCAGCAGCAGCGCUAUCGAUGACGAUCAUGAGGAGGGGGAAAUUGCAGAUGACGAUGAAGACGAGGGAACUCUGGAGUACGAAAACAUUAGUUCCGAGGAGGAGACGAACAUCCGAGAACGUAUCGCGCUACUAGAAGCUAUGGAUGAUGAGCUUAAGAAAAUCCAAGAAAUUUCUGGUGCCAACAACGAAGACUUGGGACAUUUCGCAUGUGAUAAGCCAUCAAUAACAGACCUGCACAAUGAGGACGUUUUUGAAUGCAUUUCGGAUGAGGAGGAUUUCGAACUGUAUCUACGACGAUACGAACCGGUCCCCAAGCCGAAACUGCUUCCGCUCCAGAGGAGAAGGAAAGUCCGCUCAAUUCGACUGUCAGGCUCACUAAGAUAUGUUGGCCCGUCGAGUACAUAUCGAAGACAUGAAACAAGGGACAUAAAACGUAGAGCUGAAAAACGUAAGCAUGAGCAAUCGUCAGUGAGGAAAAGCAAUGUGCAUCGAACUCGGCAUAAACGAAGAAAACAACACAUGGCACCUUCUACCUUGGUGAACAUUGUCGAUUCCACUGAUUCGGAUCAGGAAUAUCCGCUAGAUAGAGCACGGUUACAGGCAGCAUGCAAUAUUAAUGCUGGGAAAAGAAAGACUGAUAAAGAAAACUGGGAUGCAUUGAAGCAGAAGCUGAAACUGCAAAUGCAGAAAAGAAUGCGACAACAAUCAGAAACUGGCAAAGAUAGUGUAGUUGCUGCUGACGAGCCCAUGGUGGUAGUAGCCGACGAAGAGGAAGACGACGAAGUACUUGAACUGCGACUACGUGCACUACAAAGCAAAUCACUACUUCAUCAAGCCGAAGUUAUUAGCCUGGAAGAAGAUCCACUUCCACCGAAGGUUGUGAACGAAGAGCAACAGCUUCGUUUGGAUGCUCUCCGUUCAGCCUUCACCAAAAAACACGAAAAAAGGUUGCGUAAAAAGCAAGAAGAAAGACCCUACUCGCCUAGUGAUGAGUUGUUCCUUCUUGCUUCGCCGAUUGAAGAUGAAGAAGAUGACGAAGUUCAAAUAAUCGAAAAACUUCCAGAAACGGUUGAAAUUGCGGACAGCUCGUCAGAAGAAGAGAAUCACAUGGAAAUCAGUUCUAAUCCACAGUGCCCUGAGCCACCAGAAUUUCCUCGGAAGAUUGAUAUGCAACAAACAACGGAUAAUGGCUCCCGUAGUCCCUCAAUGAUAGCAGUAUCUAGUCAUGACAACAACGAUACCAAAAUUUCGGAUUCUACCAUUGUAGAACCUCCCCCACCACCGAUCAUAGGCGAUUUACAAAGUAGGCUUCCUGAAGAAGAUGACGAGGAAACUCUUAGAAAUCAAUUGCUAUCAAAUUUGUCUUCAACUGUUUCGAAACCGGCAACUGUUCGCAUGACUGAAAACCGUCCCAUGACUCCAGAUUCGAUGGGUGAAGAGGAAACCGAAGCAUUACGCGAGCUAAUUCUGUCCAGAAUGCAUAAAAAAGCUUCCAAGAAGCAGAUCACAUCUUUUGAAACUUCUCCUCUAUCAUCAGAAGUUCCCCAAAAGACUGUUUCGCAAGGCAUUCCAUGCAAUCCAGUUGUUCUUCCAUACGAAAUGGAACCUCUUACCAUCAGAAUUGCAAACACUCUUCCGGUUCCAGAUGAACCAAGCCAAAUUACAUCGCCCGCCUCAGUAAACCCAAUCGUUACCGCAAGCCAAUCAAAAGUACAAUCUAAUUCCAAUCUAAUAACAUUGAUCGGUAAGCAAAAAAUUACUCGUAAGAAACGUAAAAAGUCUGUUUCAGCAGCAAAGAAAAUGCUACAACAGCCUCAGCCUCCAAUGUCGAGCGAUCAGGUUGUAGCGAUUGCCGUUCCGCGUCCUUCGCGAACGCUAAUCAAAGCUCCCAUAGUACAAACACCUUCCCCUCCAUCACUAAUGGUCACCACCAAGAAGCUAGUAAACAACCCGAACAAACUUAUCAAUCUGAACGCGCCGGUACGAAUUGUCCACUCCCCUAGGGAUCAAUCUACCCUACUGGAAACAUACGUCCAGAAGCCGGUCGCCAAAAUGAUUAUACAGUUGGGCCAUUCCGAUUCGGACUCCGAUCCGGAUUACUAUCCCGCUUCUGAUACGGUUUCCAACCGGCCCGAGGAUAUCGCGGCUGAGAUCGCCUUGGAAGAAGCAUUCCUCCGCGAUAUAGACAACGCAAGUCCGUCGCGAGUGAUGCUGGAAAGUCCCAGUUACUCGCCAACACCGACGCCUGCACUCAAUCCCGAUGGGGAUAAAGAUGCGUUACAGGAAGCUCCCACUGUAGCUGCAGGCAACAGCAACGAAGUGCCGUUCGAACAACGGUUAGAUCAGUUCCUAAAAACGGUACGAAGCAAGAUAGACCAAAGCCAGGCGGUUGCUGCCACAGUGGCCACAGCCGUUGCCAGGGAUGACGAGCCGACAAAAGUUGUAGCGAGAAAAGCGACUCCCACUCCGAUGACGGCUAGAGGCGAAGCAGGUGCGGGGCGGGGACCGGUUGUUCGAGCGACAAGGAAACCUAUCACGGCACCGGCAGCGCCAAUUACACCAUCGGCCGUCCGUCAUCUGCCUAAGUCUGCCCAGCUGGAAUACCGCCGUCUGGUGGCACGUAUGGCUCUUUUGGAAAAGCAGAAGCAACAGCGCAUUUCCGUCCCAAGUCGUGUGCCUCCUCCGCACCCUCUGACGAAAACCAUACUCAAUACGGGUCCUGUGGAAACGGAUGGGUCUGGUAAAAAUCACGAGCUUGUGGUUACCGUUAACCGCGAUAGGCGUGAUGUAGUAGACCUUAAGAGCCCAAGUACAGCGUCUAAUCUCCAGCAAGUGGCACAACACCAAAAGAAGCGAUUUUCCGACCCACUAGUAAAGCGUGUUUUGAUCAACAACACUGUUACUGCGGAACGGGAGAAUGUUCUAUCGCGGGAAAGUAAUUCUCUGGAGACUAGAGAUACGCAACCUCCGCUAGACAAAGCUACUGCACCUAGCGAAAUGGAAAUGCUGGAUAAUAUUGGAAGAAAAGAAAAUUAUCGCAUUGAAAACGCUAUACAUGAACCGGAGUUUAACUCGGCCCUAAAAAAGCUACCGUCGCUGAAAAAGGAGGCUCGCCUAGAGGUGUUGAAGAUUGCCGAGAAUCGUUUCGAGAAGCACAGUCAAAAGUUUGCACAGGAGCUGCAGGAAUUGAUUGGUACCGUGGAGCACGCCCAGCAGGAACGGCAAAAGCAAUACGAUCUGGAAAAUAAGGUUGCCUUUUUGAAGGACAAGCUAGCGGUACUGGAGCGGGCACUGUCUUUGCACAAAAACCGAUUGGACGGAAUAUUUCCAGAGCUGCAAGAAUCCCACACGAAAGUAAUGUCCAGUCGGAAGAGGUCGAUCGAGUUGAACAAUCUUUGCCUAUCGAUUGGGCGGGAAAUUCACGGUUCUCGGUAUAGCCCGCCGUCCACGGCUCGAUCGGAAAUUCAUGAACAGUUGAAGGUACUGACCACGGAAACAAAACGUCUGAAAGACAUGAAAAAGCUUUCGCUAGAUGAGUUCAAGGAGCUAACAGCCGAGCAAAGGCGAAUCCAACAGGAACGCCAGAAACACGAGAUCGAGGAGCAACUUGCCAUGCCGACUACGACUCCUGAACCAGCUGAUCAGAUCGUAGAUCAUCUAUCGUUCAAAGGUGAUGGAAGUCAGAGCGAUUCAAAUGAGCCUAUAUUUACGAGACACCCAUCCGACGCUGAUGUGGAACUAAAACUAUACACAAGAAGUGUACCAACCUCCAGGAGUGAAAGCCCAAUCGACACACCGCAACAGGAUUUCCAACCUCUACCUAAGGAAGCUCCAGCGGUUUUAGAAGGCAGUAGUAGAACUCGCUUCGAAAAGUACACGUCUCCAUUGGCGUCCCUAAAAAAUCAAAGUGCACUAAACAUUCCGGAUGGUGUUUUAUGUCCCUAUCAGAUGCGUGGCGAGUGCUUUGAUCAAGACUGUAAAUUUGAUCAUUUGAAAUAGUAGUGAAUGCGCGUGACAUUUACCUUUCCCUGCAACAAUUCUCACACUAACCCAGUUUUCAAUGUCUAAAAUCUAUCAAACACGCCAAAAUCCUCUACAUUUUAUUCCAAGAGCGCCCCAAGAUAACUCUAUUUACCGCUCGACAUUCUUUCAGGCGACCCAUCCUUUUAAUAUUUACCCUGAACCUUCCGUUGGUCUCCGUAACUAUCCGUAGUUUUAUUUAAUUUACUAACAAUAGAGACACACGAACACAUUUCACUUCACAACCUAUUAAUGAUCCACGUGAAAGGAACGUAAAAGAAAAGUGUGAUAUCAACGAAGAAAACUGAGAUAGUGUUGUUUCAAAACACCCACUACGACGAGCAGGAGGAAAGAAGCCUUAGAUACAGGGGAAACAAGCUGAAUUCAGUGAUCAAAUCAGUGAGGUCAAAUAUGUUCAGUGUAUGUGCGUGGAGAAAUGGUCGUUUAUGAAAUCUGUUGCGAACGACAUUUUUCUAUAAUACGUAGCUAAGUAGUGCUCAAAUCUGGAUGGCACCGACAAGGAACCAAAAACAGAUUACCAACGUAUCGCAGGGAAGUUCACUGCAGUGAUAAAUCAAACCGAUUGCCAUAGGUUUCUCUAGUUUUGUUCAGUUUUUACUUUUUUUCUGAUUCCAUUUUGAUUUCACUUUUAUGGUAUUAGUUUGGGAUUUCGCUUUAUUAUUAUUUUAUAAGUUUACAAAAAAAGAAAACAAAAAAUCAAGCCUGUUA
Messenger RNA from Armigeres subalbatus, 5254 nucleotides. RefSeq lists its product as uncharacterized. The record is from RefSeq and is a predicted model, not a curated record. The transcript has 6 exons. The coding region runs from base 275 to 4504 and encodes 1409 amino acids. Lineage: Eukaryota; Metazoa; Arthropoda; Insecta; Diptera; Culicidae.